Molecule: messenger RNA, 1321 nt
Organism: Punica granatum (pomegranate)
Lineage: Eukaryota; Viridiplantae; Streptophyta; Magnoliopsida; Myrtales; Lythraceae
Source: RefSeq, a predicted model, not a curated record
CGUUCUAAUCGGUCGGAGAAGACAGAAAGCAAAGAGCCUCUGUAACGCGCUUUGUCUCCGUUGAACUCCUGCGAGAUACCGACAAACAAACUGUAGCAGAUUCAACUCCGGCCAUGGAAACUUGUCGCUGGUCGGCGAGGUCACCUGAAAUUCCGACAAGACCCAGCCCCAGUCGAGCAACUCCUGCGCUUCCGAGAGCACACUUGGUUCGGCUUCUCCGCCGUUUCAGAGCAUCAGCAGCAACGGGCUCGAGCUCCGCUGCCGUUCCGGUAGAACCAAUAACUAAGAACCGGAUGUUCAUUCUCGGCGUGGGAUAUGUCGGGAAAUUCUUUGGCAAAGAGCUCCUAGAUAGCGGCUGGGUUGUUUCAGGGACCUGCAAGAGUGCGGAGAAGAGAAAGGAGCUUGAAGAUGAAGGAUUCGACAUGUACAUUUUGGAUGCCAAUGAGCCAAAGAUGAGUGUCCUGAGUAGUAUGAAAGAAUACACGCACCUUCUUGUGUCCAUACCUCCUAUGGCGGGCAUCGGUGACCUGCUGCUGCAACAAGAGCACCUCCUAAGGAAUAUGCUGAAGGGCGGGAAUAUACAAUGGCUGUGCUACCUGUCAUCCACUAGUGUAUACGGGGAUUCCGGUGGUGACUGGGUGGACGAGGAUUAUCCUGCGAGCCCUUCAAAUCACAUGGCUAAACUGAGGUUAGAUGCUGAGAAAGGCUGGUUAGAUCUGGGUGGAUCUCUUGGAAUUUCAGCACUAGUGUUUCGUCUCGGAGGAAUAUAUGGCCCUGGAAGAAGUGCUAUUGACACCAUCAUCAGGAAGAAACCUUUGACACAAGGUCAAAAGAUGAGAUCAUCGAGGCAGUACACAGCGAGAGUUCAUAUUGAGGACAUUGGCCAAGCGCUUAAGGCUAGCAUUUCAGUUCCACCUUCCAGUAGGAUCUACAACAUUGUGGAUGAUGAUCCAGCCCCAAGGGAAGAGGUGUUUGAGUUUGCUCAUAUGCUGGUCGAGAAAAAGUGGCCUGGCCAUUUCAAAGAUGACCCAUCACCUGAAACAACUGGAUCAAUUGCCAUUGGAGCAAGCACGAGGGGUGAGAAGCGGGUUUCAAAUGCACGCAUGAAGGGAGAGCUCGGAGUGAGGCUGAUCCACCCAAGUUAUAAGUCCGGGUUUCACAGCAUUGUUGAGAAGACAAAAAUUCAUUCUCUGUAGUCUCCAUUUUUUUUCCCCCCCGUUUAUCAUGUUACUUUGCUGAUAUUGCCGAGUACAAGAUUACUGACGGUGAUCACAUUUAAUUUGCGAAUUUCAAUUUGAUCUCUAGACAUAAUUUCAAAUCC